AAAAUCACACUUUUUCUAGCUUUAAGAUUAAUAAACUUGAAUAUUUCUUGAUUUUUUUUUAUAAAAAGAUGGAAUCUUGUUGUGCUACUUUUAAGACUAAUAUGCAUGUUGAAAAGGAUCAAAGCUGUAUAAAAAAUGGGUUUUGGGGAAAAAAGAUCAAUAUUUCUGCAUCCCAUUUUUGUAAAAGUGAAAGUAAGAAGAUCAAGCAACUUAGAGUUACUCAUUCUGUUCUUAAGUCACCAGUUGAUGAGGAGAUUUUGACAUUUGAGGCACCAUUUUUUGAUGAGAAAAAAGUAGACCCAAAAACAGUAGCUUCCAUUAUCUUGGGUGGAGGUGCAGGGACAAGAUUAUUUCCUCUUACUGGCAAAAGAGCUAAACCAGCUGUUCCAAUUGGUGGAUGUUACAGAUUAAUAGAUGUUCCUAUGAGUAAUUGCAUUAAUAGUGGUAUAAGGAAGAUCUUCAUCUUGACACAAUUUAACUCAUUUUCACUAAAUCGUCACUUGGCUCGAACUUAUAACUUUGGAAAUGGCAUGAGUUUUGGGGAUGGAUUUGUGGAGGUUCUGGCUGCCACUCAAACACCAGGGGAAGCUGGAAAGAAGUGGUUUCAAGGAACAGCAGAUGCCGUUCGCCAGUUUAUAUGGUUGUUUGAGGAUGCUAAGAACAAGAAUAUUGAGAAUAUAGUAAUACUAUCAGGCGAUCAUCUAUACCGAAUGGACUAUAUGGACUUUGUUCAGAAACAUGUCGACACAAAUGCUGAUAUUACAGUUUCUUGUAUUCCGAUGGAUGAUAGCCGAGCAUCUGAUUAUGGGUUAAUGAAGAUUGAUGAAACAGGAAGAAUAGUUCAUUUUGCUGAAAAACCAAAGGGCAACUUGCUAAAAUCAAUGCAAGUUGACACCACCGUUCUUGGGUUAUCUAGCCGUGAGGCUUUGAAAAACCCAUACAUUGCAUCAAUGGGCGUUUAUGUAUUCCGAACUGAAGUUUUGCUAGAUAUGCUAAAGUGGAAGUACCCGUCAUGCAAUGACUUCGGGUCUGAAGUUAUUCCUUAUGCGGUUGCAGAACACAAUGUCCAAGCUUAUCUAUUCAAAGAUUACUGGGAGGACAUUGGAACCAUAAAGUCUUUCUUUGAUGCUAACUUAGCCCUUACUGAACAGCCUCCAAAGUUUGACUUUAAUGAUCCAAAGACUCCAUUCUUCACAUCGCCAAGAUUUUUACCUCCUACUAAAGUUGAAAGAUGCAGGAUUGUGGAUGCAAUAAUUUCUCAUGGCUGCUUCUUGAGAGAAUGUAGUGUUGAACACUCGGUCAUCGGUGUGCGUUCACGUUUGGACCAAGGGGUGGAGCUAAAGGAUACCAUGAUGAUGGGCGCAGACUACUAUCAAACUGAUUCAGAAAUCGCAGCACUGAUGGCAAAUGGAAAAGUUCCAAUGGGGGUUGGACCAAAUACGAAAAUCACGAAUUGCAUAAUUGAUAAGAAUGCAAAAAUUGGAAGAGAUGUAGUCAUUGCAAAUAAAGAUAACGUUGAAGAAGGAGACAGAUCGGAUGAAGGGUUUUACAUAAGAUCAGGAAUAACAGUAAUUCUAAAGAACGCGACUGUAAAAGAUGGAACAAUCGUGUAAUAAAAUGAGAUUAAUAGGCGGUUAAUGGUUAGAUAUUUUAACUGCUGUAAGUGUACUAUUGCAGUAUUACAUUUUCUGACAUUUUUACUAUCUCAUGUAUAAUAAAGAAGCCUUUAACGGUCA
Erigeron canadensis is the source of this 1736-nucleotide messenger RNA. RefSeq names its product glucose-1-phosphate adenylyltransferase large subunit 1-like. Gene Ontology annotation, molecular function: glucose-1-phosphate adenylyltransferase activity. The record is from RefSeq and is a predicted model, not a curated record. Gene Ontology annotation, biological process: glycogen biosynthetic process. Bases 69 to 1613 code for a protein of 514 amino acids. The transcript has 12 exons. NCBI's taxonomy places the organism in Eukaryota, Viridiplantae, Streptophyta, Magnoliopsida, Asterales, Asteraceae.